UCUGUUUCCAUUGCGGCGUGAUAUACUGUCCUUUAAUGUACUCGCAUAAUUUCUUCAAAGCUAGAAACAUAUUUUUCUUAUUGGGAUAAUAUGUAAUUUUUUUAUUUAUAUAUCAAGAAAUGUAACGUUUCAGCGUCUUCUAGACUCCGAAUUUUUUGGGGAUUUAUUAUUCUUUCAUCUCAUAUAUAUAUCGUGUUAUCAAUAUUUUCCUUCCUCUUAUAUUUUCCUUAUUUAUCCAGAUUUGGUUAUAUAUAAUUUCUUAACAAUCAGUUGACCUUGAAAAAACUCGACUAAUUUUCUGUUAAAUAUAAACGGUUAAGAUACCAAUUGUUCAGCAGCUAUGUCCAAUGAGGAACGCUUGAAGAAACUUCUGUCAGACCUGGGAAAGGCUACACUGCGUGGAGUUCGAAAAUGUCCAAAAUGUGGAACUUACAAUGGGUCGCGUGGUCUCUGCUGUAAGAACAAAUAUUGCGACGCAGUGUUCAAGGAACCUGGCGAGAAGCGGAAAUUGUCUACAGAAGCAUGCAAGCUAAUCACAGGCUCAACGGUGCAAGUGUUCUCUGUACGAGUCAAGGACAAGGGACCUGAUUAUCGUGGCUUUGUGCAGUUGCCGUUGAUAAAUGCCACCAUUUCGAAUGAUAUUACAGCUCUUAUUUCACAGACCACUGCAUUGUGUUUUGUUGACAGCUGUGAGAGAAGUUUUCAUACCAGUGUCCUGAAAUGUCAUGAGAAAGGCUAUUCAGAUACUAUGAUCACAUGCCAACACAUUCAAACGGCAUUGAAAUGUUAUGCAGAAGCACAGCCGUUAACUUUGAAAAAUUCUAUUUUAUCGUCCUUAAAUGUAAAUAAUGAAACCAAACAAGAGAUAUGGCUAUUAGCGACGGAAACUUCUGGUCCUCUAGUACAAAGAGUCUCAAAGAAUAUAAUGGCGGUGAAGUGUAAAGCUUCUCCGAAACACCCCCUAGGCUAUCUUCACUUUUCUUUCUUCGUUAGUAAAUUAAAGGAUAGAAUAGAACAUCGUUACUUUUGUAGCUGUACUAAUUUUAAGGGUACAACAAAGAUAGGAGAUAAAGUCGAUGGCACUUCGUCAUCACAAUCGAAGCGGUGUGUGCAUUUUUACGCGUGCAUUUGUGCAUUUGCUAGCGACCCAAAGCUAUCCGAGGAGUUUAGUUAUUAUAUAAAUCUGGAUCAAACUCAAUCUAGUAUAGAAAAACCUCUAGUAUCAUCUGUACCACAAAAUGAUGACAAAAUUGUUGGACUUGAUCUCGAUAGUUUAACCACCGAUGAAACCGAUACGCAUCUAUUAAUCUUUCGUGAUGAUACUUUAACUGUACAAAGUUUGGACGGAAAUAGAUUAGACUUAGAUUCUAUAAAUUUAGAUUCGUCGAUUUUACCGCACGGUAUUGUUGAAAAUAUAGAGGUGGAAUGCGAUCGCAGUUUACUAGACGAUAACAAUAUAAUAUCACAAGUUCACAAUUUAGAAGUAAUUGAUCAAAAUGGUGUUCAAUUGGGAGGAGGAAAUGCGAUAAAAAUACUGGACGAUCAAGGGACGGUUGAUACAAAGUACAAUGUACUCAACAACAGUCAGUACAUAUUAAACGAUAAUAACAUAAAGAUAUUGGAUCCGAGUACGUUGAAGGUUCUUGACGCCAGUACCACGGUCCUGGAUAUGACCAAUGCGAAGCUCGUCGAUAAUAAUGUUGCCCUGAAUAACAGUGGUGUUAAACUAGUUGACAGAAACGCAGUGGUACAUUACAAUAACAAAAGUGUGUCAAAUACCGAGGGUAACGCGACGCAGACGACAAUUUCGACGAAACGGAAAAGAGACGAGAAGCACAUGAACAACAGUAAUUUGAAUCUGAAUUCGAUCGAGCUGAGGAAGACGAAGACAAAGUCGCAAAUUGUUAAGAAAUAUCAAAACACUUGCGACGACUUGGACGAGGCCAGUACGAAUCUGCCGUUUAUCAAGUGGCUCGCCUCGAUAACCGAGCGAAUAAAUCAGACGAUGCAUUUCCAGUUCGACGGCAAGCCCGAUCCUCUGGUGUUUCAUGUGCCGCAGAUAUUCUUCGACUGUCUACGCGAACGAAUAUCUUGCGGCGGCAAGAAGAAACGCUUGCCGAAUUCAACGACGGCGUUUGUCAGGAAAGAUGGAGUGCCGUUGGGAACGUUCACCAAAUACACAUGGCAGAUUACGAACAUCUUGCACGUGAAGAGUAUUUUCGAGACGCCCUACAUACCUUUGGAGAUCACGAGAAGUUUCGUGCAGAACGCAGAUGGAACGUAUGAAUUAUACAAACGGGAGGAAACGGAAAUAGAUCGUUUUAAAAAGACGAAUAAUAACGCGUUGAUUAAACCGCUAGAGCUGAAAACAUAUUUGAAAGUGGGAAAUACUUCUCCGAAUCAAGUCGAACCUACACCAUUCUUGAUAGAGUGGAUACCGGAUAUUUUACCGAUUUCGAAGAUCGGCGAGCUUAGAAUUAGGUUUGAAUUCGGGCAUGUAAAAAACGAAACGAGUCAUAAAUGGAGGAAAAUUGCUCUUUCUAAAAAUGAUUAGAAUUAUCAAAUCAAUUGUAAGAUCUUUUUAAAUUAUCAAGUUUUUACUUUUUUAUCAUAAAUAUUUGAGGAUUUACAAGACAAGGGACAAAUAUUACAAUAUGAGGCAUGUAAUUGAAGAAUUAUCAUCUCAUUAAGAGUUAUGAAUGCAAUAUUAUAUCAUUUAAAUAAUUUAAAUUUUCUUAACGGAAUUAAAUUUUUAAAAAAUGAUAAUACUACCGAUUAGAUAAUCGAGUCUAAGAUAAUUGUAUCUUUCUCGCAUAAAUUUUAAUUUUAAUAUGUUUUAUAUCACGAAAAAGAUUGAUGUAAUUUUCACAAACCAUUGUAGUAUAACUUAAUCUGACAAAACAUCAAUCUUGCUUUAUAAUUAAUGAGAAGUGAUAAAUGUAUUCUUUGUGUAUUGUAUUUAUUGCUGUGCAAUUUCUUUUCCUUUAAUUUAUAUCUUGUAUUCGUAACUUAAUUUAAUGAGGGAGAUAUAAAACAUAAUCAUAAAACGUGUUAGUGUUAUUAGUAAUAGCAUGAUAGCGUUUGAAAAACAUUGUAAAUAUAUAUUUUAGAUUUUAUGCUGUUAUGUAAAAAGAUGUAUAUAUUUAUAUUAUUUAAUAUUGGUUCUACGUUUUGUGAAUAUUUAAACUUGAAAAUAAAUUUAUUUAUAAAUUACGUGUAUAAA
This is a messenger RNA of Wasmannia auropunctata (little fire ant), 3223 nucleotides long. RefSeq lists its product as uncharacterized. The transcript has 7 exons. Bases 341 to 2554 code for a protein of 737 amino acids. Gene Ontology annotation, cellular component: nucleus. The record is from RefSeq and is a predicted model, not a curated record. NCBI's taxonomy places the organism in Eukaryota, Metazoa, Arthropoda, Insecta, Hymenoptera, Formicidae. Gene Ontology annotation, molecular function: zinc ion binding.